Molecule: messenger RNA, 1577 nt
Organism: Amaranthus tricolor (Joseph's coat)
Lineage: Eukaryota; Viridiplantae; Streptophyta; Magnoliopsida; Caryophyllales; Amaranthaceae
Source: RefSeq, a predicted model, not a curated record
ACAUGCUGUUACAUGUUAAAAAGUCACUAAAAAUUCAUCUACAAUUAUACAAAAUCUCAAGUUUCUUCAAUAUGCCUACUUAUAAUUUGUUGUUUUCCAUAACAUUCAAUUUCAAAUUCAAUCUUCAAGAACCCUAAAUUUUCUUCUCUUUUUCCACUUCAAUCAAUCUCUUUCACUCUCCGCUCAAAUGUCUUCCUAUGGUAUCCGUAAAGCUUCUUCUCGCUACGAUUCAUUCGAUUCGCAAGCUUCUUCACCAUCUUCUUCUGCUGAAUUCAAAUCAUUUCUGUCAAAUCCCAGAUUUUUAAUAAAAAAUGAAGUUUCCAAAACCAAUGCUAUUAUCAAAACUAAUUCUGUUAAAAAUGAGCAGAGUUUUACAUCUAUGGUGAAGAAUUUCAUGGAGAAGAGAACAGUAGGCAGUUCUAAAUCUAAAAUGACAAAAAAUAAUGGUGAUCGAGCAUUGCAGCUGGUUAUUCCUGCAGAUUUCAUUGCACAGGAUUUGAAAAAAUCUGCUUGGAAAGGAUCAAAUUUGAGUAAUCUUCCUACGAAAUUGUUUGGUAAAGCAUCGAAUUCGAGCUCAACCUCGGGUGAGAAGAAGGAAAAGGCAUUGAUAGAGGUGAAGACGAAUACGAGGACUUUAGCAAUGGUGCUAAGGAGUGAAAGGGAGCUUCUUAGCUUGAAUAAAGAUCAGGAGGCGGAGAUUGCUGAGCUUAAGUCUUUGCUUCAGGAACGCAAUCUUGAAGUAGAGAAGUAAAAGGAUUUAUGCUUGAAGCAAAGAGAAGAGAUAAAGGCGCUGAAAAGCGCUGUUUUGUUUCCGGAAGAGAUGAACUUAAAACUACAACAGCUGUUAGAGAAGCAAGGUUCAGAACUCAAUCAAGCAAGGCAGGUCAUUCCUACUCUUCAGAGGCAAAUUUCUUCUCUCACGGGUCAGCUACAAUGCCUUUCAGAGGACAUCGCUGAGGUUAAGGCAGUGAAGUACACAUGCAAGGCAUAUAGCUCACCAAGAACACCAAUAUAUGAUCAAGAAGAGGCUGCUAAUUACCUGGAUUUCAGCGAUGAUGAUUCAACUACACCUGACAGUCUAGAUGACACGUUGAUGAAUGAUGUGAACCCGUGCUUGACACCAUGCUAUUCAAAGAUGAAAUCUACGGUACAUGCCACACUCUUUCCAACUCAAGAUGUAUAGUGAUAUGCAAGCAUUUUUUACCUGUAUUUUUAUGGCAAUGGGUCAAUGAUAGCAUCAUUUUGCGAAACAGCUUUAAGAGCAAGUAUUUUGUUUCUCAAUCGAAUGAAUUGAGACAGUGGGGUGUGAUGAAGAUCUAGAGGUUUAUGAAGUGACUCGGAAAAUGAUGUCAAGAAGUUCUGAUCAUUUCAAAUGUUUGAGACUAGAAAGUAGCACGACUUGUGCAACUUUUCGCAACUUAGAUGAAAGUAAAUACAGGUACAAAAAGAGAAUAGAUCAUCAUGUUCUUUGAAGCAGAUACUUCUAUGUUUUUAGUGUCUUAUUUAUUUCGAGUUGUCAUUUACCGUGAGUUUUCCACGCUUAAUAAUAUUUUUUAAUAAGAUGAAGGUGACAAUUA